Magallana angulata is the source of this 2765-nucleotide messenger RNA. RefSeq lists its product as uncharacterized. The transcript is spliced from 7 exons. The coding region runs from base 241 to 1077 and encodes 278 amino acids. NCBI's taxonomy places the organism in Eukaryota, Metazoa, Mollusca, Bivalvia, Ostreida, Ostreidae. The record is from RefSeq and is a predicted model, not a curated record.
CAUUGUAGAGGUGGUAUAGGUUAUCUACAUAAUAUUUUUAUUUGAUAAGAAAUAUAUUUCAUCUGUUAAAUAAUACAACAUUAAUUCUUUUUAAUCUAUAAAGAUGUAGAUAAGUGAGAUACUAUAAAAUAGCAAAUAUUAGUUAAAUAUAUUCCGUUAAGCUUUCAUUCUCAAUGCUUUACACCCCUUUUAAUAGGACAUUCCCUAAAUUUGACCAAACUUCAUCCACAGUUCUGCUGCAUGACAAGCAAGAUGGAGAACAAACGAAGAAAGGUGCAGGGUGCCCCACCACAGAAAAUUUUCAUUAUAGAAGACUGUGAAAGAAGACAAAAUAAGGACGGCCAGCCAUUCGGUAUAGCACAUGCCCUGGCUAGUUCAACGAACUUUUCAGAAGUACAUUGUCUGAUAAUACAGGAUUCUCUAAUGGAGAAGAUAAAAAACGAAAAUUUCUAUCUAAUUACUAUUUACCAAUUCCUUGAUGAUGGCACAAUAAGGCUCACAAAAGAGACGAAACUAUUGGAAACUGGAAGACCCAUGAUAAACCAAGAAGUAAUCAGAAGAUGGAGGGACCCUCUUGCAAUAAGAGUAUCAGAAGUUGAAACCAAGAACAAAGGAGAUCGCGUAUCUGUGAAAGGAACAAUUAUCAAGGUGACUUCUAUUUUGGAAACCGAAAAAAGCAAAAGAAGGCUGAUUGAAUUGGAGGACGACAAACUAAUACAAAUUAAACUAUGGGGACAGAAAUCAAACCUUAAUCCAUUAGAAGGAGAAACUGUCUUGUUCAAGUGCCUUGUAGUUGACAUAUACAGGAACACAUUUUCCCUUAAUUCAACAUCUUUGACAUCAUACCAGGUGGUGCAAGAUGACGAGGCUAUUCAAGGUGUAGUAGAAGCUGCCUCAUUUGAAGACGAAGGUAACACCAUCUUCAUACAGGAACUGAUGUUGAGAGUACCAGCUGACGUCAUGGAUACCAUAUUUCCUCUGGGUUCCUUUGUUGAGGGUACCAACAUUGAAGGGAAAAGGGCAGGAUCCACACUUAAAUCUGUCACAAGAGUGACCACGCCAGAGCAGAAUCCAUGAACUUUUCCAAUUAGAACCUGGAUCUUUUUUAAGUCCGUAGAGAAACAAGAAGUUUUCGGAAGGCAUGAGGAACUUUUCAGUAAAACAUCCAUCUUUUUAGUCAGGAGAAACAAGAAGUUUUCAGAAGGCAUGAGGAACUUUUUCAAUUACCUCGAUUUUUGUUGUCAGGACAAACAAGAAGUUUUCAGACGGCAUGAGCAGCUUAUUCAAUUAAAACCUGGAUCUUUUUAGUCAGGAGAAACAAGAAGUUUUCAGAAGGCAUGAGGAACUUUUUCAAAUAAAACCUGGAUCGUUAUAGUAAGGAGAAAUAUGAAGUUUUCAGAAGGCAUGAGGAACUUUUUCAAUUAAAACCUGGAUCUUUUUUGUCAUGAGAAACUAUUAAAGAUGCAUUAAUCAUGUAAAACAAUACACGUAGCCUUUUUAAGCUCACCGAGACGAAGUCAGGGGGAGCUUAUGCUAUACCCUUGGCGACGGCAUCUGGACUUAAAUUUUUUGUUGCACGUCCUGUAUCUUAGUAAUUACUUGUCCUAUCUCCGCCAAACCUGCAUGGAUGAUGCAUAUCGACCUAUAUAUGGACCUUUAAUACUUGAACUGAAUCUGCGCCAUGAAUUUCACAUGCUCGAGAAUGUUUAAGUGUUUCGAGCAGGAUAAAGUUUUUAGAACAUGUGCCCUUUGGUGGCCAUAUGUAAGUAACUACUGGUCCUAUUCACCAAACUUGCAUGGAUGGAGCAUCUUCUGAUACUGAUGCACUCCAGAGCCGUAGAUGCUGAAUCUCGGCCAUAGCUUACAUAUUUGAUGCAUUUGGCGAUACAUUGUACUGAUGCACUCCACAGACGUCGAUGCUGGAGGAGGUGAAAGUUUUUGGAGCCAGUCACAAGUUUAUGUAAUUAAUAGUACUUAUUCAAGCUUGCAUAGAUGAUUUAACUUUGUAAAUGAAUCAUGAGUGACAGAGGCAGAUUCAGAUACUGAGAGUGAUGUUUAGGCAGGUUUCAAAUUUUAGAACAACUUUAAUUGUGUUAGGGUCUUUCAGCGUGUUACAAAUGAAGUAAAUUUUGUUCAUACAGUCAGACUUAAACAAUUAAUUUAACUAUGGGUGUGUGAAUUGAGAUAGCUUCAGAAACAGAGCUUGAUCUCAAUUAUCUUGAUCCUGUGAUGCUGGAGCAGGUGUUUUUAGCAGUUAAAUACAGGUUUGGUGUUGGAAAAAAAUCUGUCCUGACUUUCAUACUACAUUAAGCUUCAAUUGCUAGCCGCAGAUACAGGUCUCCAUCAUCAAAGAUGAUUUGAAAAAAAAUUGUCCUACCUCACUCAAACUUGCUUCGUAGAUGUAUUUGUUCAUAUGUGAUGUAUAUUAUCACGGUUUCUAUUGUAUUGAAUCGGAGUAUAUAAUAUUUUAUUAUAUCAUUUCAUACAAUGUUGUAGAAUGUGAAAUGAUAAUGUAUCACAUGUUUUUUCAUACAAUAUUGUAUCAUUAAAUUUUCUAUUACAGUACUACAAUGUCUUAUAUUUUGAUAUAAAAGACCAUUGACUAUCAUUUUCGUCUCGGUGAGCUUUGUAAUAUUUUAUUACGUAUGUUUCAUUGUUAGACUUUAAACGGCCAUUCUUAAUAAUCAUAUCUAAAGAACUUUCCAUAUGUUUCAACUUGUUUGUAAUUUACUUUUAUCUCACGAUAAAAACAUUAUAUAAAUUCA